CUUUUGUGGUAAAGACUUACAGCGCAUUGGCAACAUUAGCUCUGCUUCUAUUUAUAUCAUCUACGUGUGUGACACUGGGACAAAUAAACAAAUAGAUGCAGUUUUACCGAUUAAAUAAAGUGUACGGAAGGGAAAACUAUGAAGUUUCUUACGGCUGAACAGAAAUUGAAGUGUUAUUUAAAUGAAACAAAUAAAUUGCACUCCUUAAAUUUAUACUUUGUUGCAAAUAGUUAGCAGACUGUUUAUUUUUCUGUUUCGUCAAAUUACUAGACAUUGUUUAUAUGUACACAUAUGUAUGUAUAUACUAUAAAGUAGAAAAUCGAUAAAUGCUCUAGUCAAGUGCGGACGUUUGAAUUAGCUUGUUUGAUGGAAUAAAAUCAUAUACAUAAGUAUGUAAAUAUGCAUACGAAUUAGAUGCCUUAUUAUAUUCAGUAUGACCGAAUGUUGAGUUAUUGCUUGCUUAAAAACAAAAUCCUAUAUAGCACGAUUGAAUUUUAAAAUGCGCCUCGUUCGCAGUAAGUUACACAAACGUGAUGAAAUGUCUUCGCCGAUCACAAAAGAAAAAUCAACUAUGCUGCAUAUAAACUUUGAUCCACCUCGAUCCGACUUCAGUCACACUUACCAACAUGAACAACAUAUCUCAUCUAAUGAAACAGUUUCUAACGGUUUCUUUAUUGAGCACAAACAUGUUUCUUUUGUGAGAACCAGCGGAAUUACAAUGGCAAAUAUUAUGACUAAAGAAUUCACCUCAAUCAACAAUAAAUGGGUGUUUCCACCAAAAGCUCCUACGCCAAAUAUCUGCAAUCGUUCUGAUGAUGAGGCUUUAGACACUACCGACGAAAAACAUAGCUUAAAAGGUCUCCGGAAGCAAUUUAGUGGACGAUUUAAACGCUUUGUUGCCAAAAAAUCGGAAGAAACACCAACCAUUCCACCUGAACUUAAACCUCAACUGAAAACUAUUUACGUAUAUUGAAGCGGUUUGACUAGAUAGUGAAAAUUAUUAUACUGUAUAUACUAUGUAUAAGUAUAUGGAUACUAUCUUCUAAUUGUAAGCGCAUCUGUGUAUCUAAGAAUAUACUUGUAUAUGCAGGGAAAGCGAAUAUUUGUAUUUUUCGAAAAUAAGCGAAUUUAUUAUUAUUGUUUAAUUUUCACAAUUCUUUGAUGGUGACACAUUCGCAUAAAAUCAUGUAAUAAAUUUGAGAUCUUCUCCAUGUUUCCCGAGUAUGUGUUAUUUCUGACUGCUCUGAUAAAUAUUACAUUAAUAUUAUAUUACAUGAUGAAAAUUAAUGCAAGGUAUUACGCGUAAAAGCAUAAUAUGCUAAAUCUUUGAAAAAUAGGACCUAACUUUUUGAAUUUAGCUUCUUCACAAAUAUUACUCAUAUCAAAUGUAUGUAUGCAUAAAUAAAAAAAAGAGCAAAUAAAAUAAGUUAUACAAGUAAGGUGAAAGCUACUCUCAAGCCA
Anastrepha obliqua is the source of this 1461-nucleotide messenger RNA. RefSeq lists its product as uncharacterized. The record is from RefSeq and is a predicted model, not a curated record. Lineage: Eukaryota; Metazoa; Arthropoda; Insecta; Diptera; Tephritidae. The transcript is spliced from 2 exons. Bases 500 to 973 code for a protein of 157 amino acids.